AUGCAGCAUAGUUCGGUUGGAUUAUGCGGAAACCUUCAGAAUGUAGCCAUCCGCCUGGUCGUUGGAUUAUGGUGGCAGUCCUGCCCACCAGAGCAUUUCACUGGUAGCUGUUGGUUCGAACCUAUCUUACUUGGACCAACAACCGGUGGACCAAGCAAUAUCUGCCGUGAGACAAGUCAACUUCUGCCGCACCUCAUGCUCAAACAGACUAUGAGGAGAAGUUUGGAAGACCUCCAAAACAUAGGUGAUGAAAUACCUGUUGACGGAAAUCUUGUCUAUCUGGAAUAUACAGAGGAUAUCAGUUUAGUCGACGAAGAGGAC
This is a messenger RNA of Opisthorchis viverrini, 321 nucleotides long. RefSeq lists its product as hypothetical. The annotation marks the transcript as partial. NCBI's taxonomy places the organism in Eukaryota, Metazoa, Platyhelminthes, Trematoda, Opisthorchiida, Opisthorchiidae. The transcript is spliced from 2 exons. The record is from RefSeq and is a predicted model, not a curated record.